AUGGGAAGCGACGGGACGAUCGCGUCGACGUCGGGGGCGGCGUUCGCGUGCGGACUGUGCCCGACGGCGCGGCGGAACGGACGGCCGAGGAAGUCGUUGCGACGAUGUUACGACGCGUUGGACGCGGACGAACGGCUCCCGCCGACGCUCAUGGAACGCCGAGACGCGGUGCCGACGGCGCUGCAUCAAGCGUGCGCGUUGUGGUGCCCGGAGGUGUACUUUGACGCGGCGACGGAACGGUUGAGAAACGUGCGGGAGGCGGUGACGCGGGCGAGGCGAUUACGAUGUCAUCGGUGCGGCGAGAGGGGGGCCGCGGUGGGGUGCGCGAUCGAUGCGUGUCCGAGGAGUUAUCACUUGGUGUGCGCGCACGAGGAUGGGUGCGCGUUCGCGGUGGGGGAGUUUGCGCUCGCGUGCCCGAGGCACGUCGGACGAUUGGCGCGAGAGCGCCCGGACGCGCGGUGGGCCGAGGUUGGCGUGGAGGAGGACGUCGUCGGGGACGUCAAUGGAGAUUUGAAUGGGAAUGGGAUCGAAGGGGCGGUGGGAGAUGGCGCGAACGGGGUCGGUGGAACGGGCGCGCCGGCGGGCCCGGCGGCGGUGGCGACGAUGGCGGUGAAAGGAGCGACGCCAAUUUUAAACAGGAUUCGCGCCGCGGCGGAGAUGAAUCGAGGGAUGAAUCAGAAGAAGAAAAAGAAAAAACGGGCGCGGUUGAACGACGACCGGUUCAUGAACACACGUGAGGGGGCGAUAUAUCGCACCGUCAUCGAGGCUGGCGCGCGCAUGAACGCGGAGAAGGACAAGGUGGGCGCCAUCGAGGACGACGACGAGGCGUUUCGCCUUCGGGAGUCCAGGAGAUUGGAUAAGGACAAGGCGGAAAUCCCGCGGGUGAUAAUUGGUGGUGGACUCGGGACGUCGGAGUACUCCCAAGGGUGGGAAUCGCUCGCGGGGAUGGAGGAGCACGUCAAGACGCUCAAGGAGAUGACGCUGCUGCCGUUGACGUAUCCAGAGAUAUUCGAGCGUCUGGGCGCGGGCGCCGCGCGCGGGGUGUUGUUACACGGUCCACCGGGGACGGGGAAGACGGCAGCCGUGCGCGCGAUGCUCGGCGCCGCCGCGCGAGGACCGACACCGAUUAGCUUUUUCAGUCGCCUCGGGGCGGAUUGUUUGGGCAAGUACAGCGGCGAGGCCGAACGCAAGCUUCGUUUACUCUUUGAGGAGGCGGAAAAGCGACAGCCGAGCAUAAUAUUCUUUGACGAGAUCGACGGGUUAGCGCCAGCGAGGCGAGGUGGGGGGAGUUCAGGGGCACAGGAUGAGAUUCAUUCCUCCGUCGUCGCGACGCUUCUCGCCCUGAUGGAUGGACUCUCGGGGCGUGGCUCCGUCGUCGUCAUCGCGUCGACGAACAGACCAGACGCCGUGGACGCUGCGCUUCGGCGACCGGGACGAUUCGAUCGCGAGUUGUUCUUCGGCUUGCCGGACGUGCGCGCGCGGGCGGAAAUACUGGACGUGCACACGCGCGCGUGGACACCGCGGCCGAAUCGAGCGACUCUCGAUGCCUUGGCGGGUCUCACCGAAGGUUGCGCCGGGGCAGAUCUGCGCGCUAUCGCGAACGCGGCACUCAUGAGCGCACUAAGACGAUCUUGUCCGUCGCUCUUGCGCGGUGAUCCAACGCGUGAUUCGCUCGCGGCUGAACUCGAGGCGCGGCUGCCGCCGCCGGAGAGCGCGCAGACAGCGCUCGACGAGGCGAGCCGCGCGAGUGCGUCCGGACACGUCGGCGCCCAGUUGACGCUCAAGCAAUUUGAAGCGCUUGCGACGCGCGUGCGUGUGUACUGGCCGAUCGAAGAUGCGCAUCACGAGGCCACGAUUGUCGGGUACGACAGGAACGCCGCGUGUCAUCGACUGCGGUAUGACGACUCCAAUCUCUUCGACGGCGAGGAAGUUUGGAUGCAGCUCUUCAGACCGAACGUGGACGUGCGAGUGCUCGAGUACGAUGAGAUGGAUGUAAAUUUCAUCGUCGGAGGGAAUCCCACGUACAAGGCGACGACGCGCGCGCGUGUACGCGAGACGGUCGGACAUGCGAGAACGCUCCUGAAGAGUUAUCGAGCUAGUCGACGCGACGGUGUCUCCGUUUCUUUCGCCGAUUGGCAAUGCGCGCUGAAGACGACUUCUAGCGCGUGCUCGGCGAGAAGCGCGAGCGCCGCGCUCGUGCCUCGAGGCAAACCACUCGAUGAGUACAUGAAACCUCUACUGGGCGACUCGGCGCGACGCGCGGUAGACGAGCUCAUCAAGCGCGGCGCUGCGCCAGCGAGCGAUGACGAAUGCGGUGACGCGAAUAACGAGGAAAAGGGAUCCACAGUCAAGAGUUGUCGCAUACUCUUGGCUGGAGAGGGCGAUAACGGUCAGCAAGAGGUUAUGGACGUCGUCUUGAACCGGUUGAACGCGACGUCAUCGCACCUGGUAAAUCUGGCUUCGCUCAUAUCUCACGGCGACGGCGACGCCGCGCGCGGCGUUGCACUGUCGCUCCACGAACCCCUUCGCCAGGCCAUGCGCACGCAGACGACGUUAGUGAUGCCUAAUUUGGAUCUCUGGGCGUUGGCCAGGACCGAUGACGAGAACGGCGAAGAGGGCGUGACAACGAGCGCGCUCUGGGAUCUCGUGCAAACCACCGUCUCGGAGUGUUACGCGGACGACGGGAACGAAUCUUCAGGGUCGCUUUGCGUAGUCGCUUCGGUUGGAUUGCCACACAGUGCUCUUCCGAGCGGCAUCAAACAUUUUUUCGAAAAAUCGGGCACCGUUUUGAACGUCGAGCCGAAUCUGUGCGAGACGUCAAUCUCGUGUAGCUUCGGGCUCGCGGCAGCACACAUCGGCAAAGACGUCGAGUCGGCGCACAGAGAAGCGCAAGCGCGCAAGUCAAUGGCGUCGCAAGUUAUAACGUCGAUGUCACAACGCGUCGCGGAGAUGAGACCGAACAACGCGGAGACGACCGAGACGGCGGAAGCUGCGUGCGAAGCGCUUCGAAUUCGUGUCAGACGAACUCGCGCCGUCGUACGAGGGGCGAUUGCAAAGUGCGUGAAAGAGCUGCUCAAGACGCGUCGAUUCGACCGCUUCUUCGAUAGAUCUGAACAGGCGGGUAAUUUGAUUCGGUUAGCGCUCGACCGCAAGAUUGGCGACCCGAACAGAUUCAUCAAGGAUCUUCGUGCGUGCGCCAAGGCGCUUAAGCCACGACGGAACACGCACUCAAACGUGCAUAAACCGGUCGUUUCUCUGGGAUUCAACGCCGUGGACACGCUCGAGAGUUGGUUCCAUCUCGGGGUGACCGAACUGUACGAACAAUACGUCGAAAAAGACGCCGAGUACGACGAGGCGUUGCGCCGAGCGGCGACAGCUCUACCUCGAACCGCUGCGAGCGAACCGCUCGACUUAGUUGACUAUACCGUGAAGACGACGACGACGACAAACGUUGUUCCAUCAUUACCCCCGAUCGAUCGCAAGAGCAUCGUCGACGAAGUCACGACGGCACUCAAGACGGGUUUGUCAUCGUGCAACACGCUCGCUGAAUUCAGAGCGCUCGUUGACGACGUUCGAUCGAUCAAACGCGCCGAAAUGCGGCGACGCGUGGAGUGCGCGUGUUAG
This is a messenger RNA of Ostreococcus tauri, 3624 nucleotides long. Its product is annotated as P-loop containing nucleoside triphosphate hydrolase. Bases 1 to 3624 code for a protein of 1207 amino acids. Gene Ontology annotation, biological process: positive regulation of transcription by RNA polymerase II. Lineage: Eukaryota; Viridiplantae; Chlorophyta; Mamiellophyceae; Mamiellales; Bathycoccaceae. Gene Ontology annotation, molecular function: chromatin binding; ATP binding; ATP hydrolysis activity. The transcript has a single exon. Gene Ontology annotation, cellular component: nucleus. The record is from RefSeq and is a predicted model, not a curated record.